Molecule: messenger RNA, 909 nt
Organism: Drosophila sulfurigaster albostrigata
Lineage: Eukaryota; Metazoa; Arthropoda; Insecta; Diptera; Drosophilidae
Exons: 6
Coding region: 49-852 (267 amino acids)
Source: RefSeq, a predicted model, not a curated record
UUGCACUAAAUAUCAGUUUUGUUUUAAAUUAUAAGUAAAAAACACAAAAUGGACGAACGAGUCGGAACCUAUCAACGCGCUCGACGGAAAUUCGCAAUGAUUGUUUAUUUAGUUACCGUUCUUUGGCUGCUCAUCGCUUUGGCUCAAUGGCUGGUCGUGAGCCUAAUCUCGGAUGUGAAAAAUGUAUUUACCGAUUAUGAAUGGAUAAGCGUCAUAUGCUUUAUGCUCGGCAUCGCUCUCACUUUGAUCUUCAUAUUUUUCGAGCAGUCGCGAUUUGUGCCCGUCCUCAACUGGGUGUUGACUUUUGUAAUUGUGGAAUUUUCAACCAUUGGAGUGUUUGCCUUGGUGGCACGUUCCAAGUGGGCGGACAUGUUGAUGUGGUAUUUCGUCUGUCUCCUCCUGCUCUUUCUAUUCAUACUUGUGGGUGCCGUUCUACCGCACGAUCUCACGCUGGAUGUCGUCAUCAUAUUUGUCAUAUCCUUUGUGUUCCUCAUCACGUCCAUCUUCAUGUUGAUGUUGUAUGUGGUAACCUUGGCGCCAUAUAGCUUCAUUCUCUAUCAACUGAUCGUUAGCAUUAUAAUACUCUCUUUUGUCAUGUACCACGCUCAAACAAUAACCGGAGGUCGCUUUGCGGAGAUGCGAGUCAAUGAUUAUCUGCUAGCCACGAUCAUACUUUUCUAUGAUUUCAUAAUCAUCUUUCUGCUAACUUUCUAUGUGCAGACCAAGUACAGGAUUGCCUCGGAUGCCUUGGACCCAGGAAAUACCACAACUGAAGAUGGCAGCGAUGGAACAAGCAUCGCAACAACAACUGCAGAAGCGCGGGCUGCAAAAGCACAUGCGGAAAUAAUUUAAAUGCCACCGGAAGCUGAGGUUUCCUUUUAACCAAAAUAGACACUUCUCUAAUCUGUA